Molecule: messenger RNA, 603 nt
Organism: Pyricularia grisea
Lineage: Eukaryota; Fungi; Ascomycota; Sordariomycetes; Magnaporthales; Pyriculariaceae
Exons: 2
Coding region: 1-603 (200 amino acids)
Source: RefSeq, a predicted model, not a curated record
AUGUCAUCUUUUUUCACCGGCACGGCGCAGGUCUCCCACAAGAGCAAGCUGCCGGCAAGCGCAACCAAGGCGUCGUCGGUAGAGAUGCUGCACGACCACGCCUUCUACCUCGAGUGCGACCCGCACAUGGUCAAGUUCAGCACGCUGGACGCGGCCAAGGCGGCGUCCCUCAAGAAGACGUCCAAGCUGCCCAAGGGGAUUGAGGCCGUGGCCGAGACAAAGUACUACGAGGUCCACGACCUCGUCCACAACCUCCCCGGCGGCCUGUGGGACUCCAACGUGAUUAGCAGCUACGAGAUGACCAACACGCCCGAGGGGGUGUUUGUACGCAUCCGCAGCCCCAUGAGCGUCGUCAUGGACACGUACUGGGCCAUCAGGGAGAUGGCGGCGGGCGAGGUGGCCGAGAAUGGCGACAAGACCCCCGGUGGGUUGGCCAUCGUCGAGGAGAUCACCAUCAGCGCGCCGAGGCUGGUUGUCGGCGCCGUCAAGGGGCUUUGCGAGGGUGGGUGGAAGAAGAUUCAUGACAAGAUGCUCGCGCGGUUCGAGCCGGAGGGUCAGACCGCCGCUGCAUCCUCCUCGGCAGUGGCAGCGGCACCGGCUUAG